GUCAUUCUAAACAAGGUGUGGACUCACUGACAAAUGCGGAAACCAGGCACGAUUAAAAGUACUGUUCAAGGUGAGACGUGAAGCUCUGCAGACUGCUGUUUAACUUAAAAAGGGGUGCUGCUGUAAAAACAAUUGUGGGUGAAAGUUGAAACUUCCAGCGGAAAUAAGGAGUAUUCUUGAUUUACAUGAACACUGCGUAGACCGUAUACACACAACCAGAAACUGGAGACAUCACAUCAAGAAGUCUUGCACCAUCCAGAAUUAAACAUGAGCAAGGAAAAUGUCAGUGACAUUAAAGCUGAAGAGAUGGAACAGGGUUGCAGCACUGAUCAGUAUGCAGAAGGGGAAAUACGUGUGAUUCAGUUCCGUACAGGAUUCAAGAAGUUUAAAGUAGCAUGCAACACCUCCCAGAGACUCCUGGGUGCACUCAAAAAAAAUCCUGCUUUUAGGAGUUACUCAGAGAAAAACGUGAGCAAAGAAAUAAUAAUCCGGAGAACAAAAGGAAAAGUCCCUGGAGCUGCUGUGAAGUCAGAUUUCCCUUGCUGUCUUUUAGAAAGUGAUGAGGUUCUGGAUAUCAAUUUUAUCAGCAAUGUAGGAAACAUUUCUACAAGCCAAAAAACUGAGAAAAAAUUUUCACCUCUCAAUAAAUAUAAAACCUUUUAUAUCAGAACGAGAGGGAAGAUAAAGAAGACAAUAAUGAGGAACAACGACCUGGCGCUAAAUGUUGACUAUGUGUGUGUAUAUGGAAUCGAAGGAGAGACACUUAAAACUGCUCUUCAAAAGGACGGCCGAUUCAGUGAAGAAGUAUUCAACAGUCCCUGUGAACUUAUGGAUAUUUUCAAAGAUGCAAGCUAUGACCUGUCGUUGCCCGUGGACUGUCUUUGUGAACAUCAGUUUGAGAUAUAUGUACGAUGGACAAAGCAAUCAGCAUCAGACAUACAGCAAAGUAGUGCAAACAAUGAAGUAGAGCAAAGUAUUGCUAGUAAUGAAGCUCCGGCUGAUCCUCCCAUAGCUGAGCAAAGCCAACAGCCCAGAAAUGAGAACCAAACAAAGCAAAGGAAGAGAAAAGGAAAAACAGAAAAACCCACUGGACCUGCAACUAAAGGCCGUGUGACUGAAAUUACCUGGAAAUCUGAAAAUUCCAAAUUUCCUUCCUCCACUGAAAAAAUCCUACGUGAUCAGUGUAAACUGUUACUAGAGACACUAAAAGACAAGCCUGAGGUCCAACAGCUCUUCCACGCUGAAUUUGGGAAAAGCAUUAAGAAUUUCUGGGAGGUGAGCCUGAUGAAGAGGCUCACAAAGUUUUCUGACGCGGUUUGUGUGAUUGUAGUUAAUAAGUCUGCCCUUGGAACUGGAUUCUUACUGUUCGACAAAUUUGUUCUUACUAAUGCACAUGUUGUUAAGGAUUUUCUCGUAGAGAAAGAUUCUGUCCAUCGAAAUCUGGCGGUGACCCUUGAGGCUGCCUUUAAUUACGAACAUGUCACAUCAAGGGGUGAAUGUCUUAAAUUUAAGAAGGAACUUGCUGCGUACUGUUAUAAAGAUGAUGGCAUGUCAUGCCUCGACUAUGCUCUUCUCGAACUGAACACUGAAAGAAUAAAAAUGAAUUAUCCUCAACUGCUCAGUUUUUGCAAAAACACUCCUCCUCCAAAGAAUGGUGCGAUCUUCAUCGUGGGACAUCCAGACUGUACGAGCAAAAAAAUUGACUUCUGCUUCAUCACUGAGACUGUGAAUCGAGCCCGGGCUAUAAUGAAGCACAUAUCUGAGAAUUCUAUCUGUCCAUAUGUUUCAUUGCAAUGCUGUUCAGAUCUUCGUGGAAACUACAUUGCCUAUGACACUUGCUUCUUUCAUGGAGCUUCUGGUUCCCCAGUGUUUGAUGAACACUGCUUCCUGAUCGGUGUCCACACUGGGGGCUUUGAUUACAAAGACAGUAAUAAUGAAACAAGGAGUGUUUUAGAAUUUUGCAUUUCCAUGCAGUCCAUCCGGAAAAGUAUCAACGAGACAGGAAGACCUGAUGUCAUUGAAUUACUCUGUGAAUUUGAAAGGAAAAGAGAUGAAGAAAACGUUCCUCCGAGAGGGGUUAACCCUGCACCUGGAGGAAACAUUCCUGAAGAAAAAGAACUGCAGGACCAGAAUGAUGAGGCUAUGGAAUUGAAUGAAUUAGAAUCAGUAUAGUCAGAUUCUUUCAAUAGUUACUUACACACAGACAAAAAUAAAAGUACAUAAUAAUCUUCGAUACAUUAAUAACACUGGAUCAAGAACUAAAACAAAACAGAACUAUACAUACAAACAACCAAAACCCACUUAAAGUCCCAGAAGUCAUUGCGGCGCAUCUAUCCAAGUUGGUCGAUGUCGGACAACAGAGGAAUAAAGUUACAACAUGCCAUUACUAUUUUCCCUGGUUGUUCCUCUGUUUUUUGGGUGUCGAUUGUUGAGUGUCCUGGCUGAGCCUGGUUUUUCCCGAGGUUUUUUUACUCCAUUAAUCAAUCAUUGGAGUUUGGGUUCUUCACCACAGCAGGGCAGUGAUGGUUUGCUCAUCGGGAGACUGCAUUUAUUUAUUUAUUUAUUAAUUAUAUAUUAUUUAUUAGAAUGAUCUUGCUUGCUCUAUAAACACCAUGCACUGUGCUGUGUUUUAACUUUUCUGUUUUUUCUGUUUGCUCCUGAAAAGCUGCUUUGGAACAAUGCACAUUGUGAAAAGCGCUAUAUAAAUAAAAUUGAAUUGAGAAAUGGCUAAAAUCCAUCAGUACAUCUAGAUUUAACAUAGAGUUUUGUCACUAUUAUUAUUCAAUUUUAUUUCUAGAUAUCAGUAGAUUUAUCAUGUUAAAGUUAUUGAAUUAAGUUUAUAUUAUGAUGCAUAUGUAUUUGUUAUAUAAAAAUCUCCUUUUUAUGUAAAAUUAAAAAAUAAUCUAUAACAACAUUGUACACAGAUUUAUAAAUCUAUUUAGAUUUUUUAAACGGUUUAAAUCAUUGUAUUUUGCACUAUAAAUAGCAUAAUUGACAUAGUUCUUCUGAAACAUUAUGGAUUGUCUGUGACUGUACUUCAGAUUGCUGUUAGAUUGGUUUCUAGAUUUCUUACAAUAAAUAAAGCUUUG
Molecule: messenger RNA, 3089 nt
Organism: Triplophysa dalaica
Lineage: Eukaryota; Metazoa; Chordata; Actinopteri; Cypriniformes; Nemacheilidae
Product: serine protease FAM111A-like
Exons: 5
Coding region: 268-2172 (634 amino acids)
Source: RefSeq, a predicted model, not a curated record